Molecule: messenger RNA, 741 nt
Organism: Closterium sp. NIES-65
Lineage: Eukaryota; Viridiplantae; Streptophyta; Zygnematophyceae; Desmidiales; Closteriaceae
Source: the annotation of a GenBank genome assembly
AUGGGCGCCUAUCUCUAUGGGCGCCUAUCUCUAUGGGCGCCUAUCUCUAUGGGCGCCUAUCUCUAUGGGCGCCUAUCUCUAUGGGCGCCUAUCUCUAUGGGCGCCUAUCUCUAUGGGCGCCUAUCUCUAUGGGCGCCUAUCUCUAGGGGGCGCCUAUCUCUAGGAGCGCCUAUCUCUAGGGGCGCAUAUCUCUAUGGGCGCCAAUCUCUAGGGGCACCUAUCUCUAUGGGCGCCUAUCUCUAUGGGCGCCUAUCUCUAGGGGCGGCUAUCUCUAUGGGCGUCUAUCUCAAGGGGCGCCUAUCUAUAGGGGUGCCUAUCUCUAUGGGCGCCUAUCUCUAUGGGCGCCUCUCUUUAGGGGCGCCAAUCUCUAGAGGCGCCUAUCUCUAUGGGGCGGCUAUCUCUAGGGGCACCUAUCUCUAUGGGCGCCUAUCUCUAGGGGCGCCUAUCUCUAUGGGCGGCUAUCUCUUUGGGCGCCUAUCUCUAUGGGCGCCUAUCUCUAGGGGCGCCUAUCUCUUGGGGCGCGUAUCUCUAUGGGCGCCUAUCUCUAUGGGCGCCUAUCUCUAUGGGCGCCUAUCUCUAUGGGCGCCUAUCUCUAGGGGUGCCUAUCUCUAUGGGGUGCCUAUCUCUGUGGGCGCUUAUCUCUAUGGGUGCCUAUCUCUGGGGGCACCUAUCUCUGUGGGCGCCUAUCUCUAUGGGCGCCAAUCUCUAGGGGCGCCUAUCUCUAGGGGCGCCUAUCUCUAG